Molecule: messenger RNA, 3048 nt
Organism: Trichosurus vulpecula (common brushtail)
Lineage: Eukaryota; Metazoa; Chordata; Mammalia; Diprotodontia; Phalangeridae
Gene: DNAJA2
Product: DnaJ heat shock protein family (Hsp40) member A2
Exons: 9
Coding region: 136-1371 (411 amino acids)
Biological process (GO): response to heat; protein refolding
Cellular component (GO): cytoplasm; cytosol
Molecular function (GO): ATP binding; Hsp70 protein binding
Source: RefSeq, a predicted model, not a curated record
GUGGGGUCGGAGUUCAGCCCCUCCUCUUCUUCCCUCCUCCUCUCGCUUCUCCUUCUCCUCAGCCGCCGCCGCUGCCGCCUCUCGAGGGCCCGGGUUCGCCGCCGCUUUCUGCCGUCUCCCGCCCUCUGCCCCGCGAUGGCGAACGUGGCCGAUACGAAGCUCUACGACAUCCUCGGGGUCCCUCCAGGCGCCAGCGAGAACGAGCUGAAGAAGGCUUAUAGAAAGCUGGCCAAGGAAUACCAUCCUGAUAAGAAUCCAAACGCAGGGGACAAAUUCAAAGAAAUAAGUUUUGCAUAUGAAGUUUUAUCAAACCCUGAGAAACGGGAGUUAUAUGAUCGAUAUGGAGAACAAGGCCUUCGAGAAGGUAGUGGUGGAGGCAGUGGCAUGGAUGAUAUUUUUUCUCACAUUUUUGGUGGAGGAUUGUUCAGUUUUAUGGGUAAUCAAAAUAGAAGUCGAAAUGGCAGAAGAAGAGGCGAGGACAUGAUGCAUCCACUCAAGGUGUCUUUAGAAGAUCUUUAUAAUGGCAAGACUACCAAACUGCAACUUAGCAAAAAUGUUCUUUGUAGUGCAUGCAGUGGCCAAGGUGGCAAGACAGGAGCUGUUCAGAAAUGUAGUGCGUGUCGGGGUCGAGGUGUACGAAUAAUGAUAAGACAGCUGGCUCCUGGGAUGGUACAGCAGAUGCAGUCUGUGUGCUCCGAUUGUAAUGGAGAAGGAGAAGUAAUUAAUGAGAAAGAUCGUUGUAAAAAAUGUGAAGGAAAGAAGGUGAUAAAAGAAGUGAAGAUUCUUGAAGUCCAUGUAGAUAAAGGCAUGAAACAUGGACAGAGAAUUACAUUUACUGGAGAAGCAGACCAAGCCCCAGGAGUGGAACCAGGAGACAUUGUUCUUUUGCUACAAGAGAAGGAGCAUGAGGUGUUCCAGAGAGAUGGAAAUGAUUUACAUAUGACACACAAGAUAGGACUUGUUGAAGCACUAUGUGGAUUUCAGUUCACAUUUAAGCACCUAGAUGCCCGUCAAAUUGUGGUGAAAUAUCCACCUGGCAAAGUAAUUGAACCAGGCUGUGUCCGUGUAGUUCGAGGAGAAGGAAUGCCGCAGUAUCGUAAUCCCUUUGAAAAAGGUGAUCUUUACAUAAAGUUUGAUGUACAGUUUCCUGAAAACAACUGGAUUAGCCCAGAGAAACUUUCUGAACUUGAAGACCUUCUUCCAGCUAGACCUGAAGUUCCUAGUGUGAUUGGUGAUACAGAAGAGGUAGAUCUUCAGGAGUUUGAUAGCACUCGAGGCUCUGCAGGUGGCCAGAGGAGGGAGGCUUAUAAUGACAGCUCCGAUGAGGAAAGUAGCCAUCAUGGACCUGGAGUACAGUGUGCCCACCAGUAAACAUUGCUUUAAAAAAGAAGAAAAAGAAAAGAAAAGUUGCACAAGAGGAAAUACUUUCCAGUUUUGCCUGAUUUGUUUUCAGCGAUCUAGCUGGAUUGUCUAAGCAAUCCAGAUGAACUGAUGGACAUCUAUUGCUGUAUGUGUAACUUUUAAAUUGGUUAUAGUAUCUACAGAGAGUGUAUAAUUUAAACUAACCACAAAGCUUUACAUCUUCAUUUUGACUGUUCUGUAGCAGAAUAAAGCACUUGAAAGGAAAAGAUUCCCUUUCACAUGGGUUCUAAGUUUCAGUACUGGUAUCCGUGCUUGAUUUUUACAGUUGUGUAGAUUUUGUUUCCUAUUUUAAAUUCAACUCCUACAUUGUAAAGUUUGUGUACAAUUUGUCCUGAGGCUUUGUAUUUGGCUGCACUUGCAUAAGCUGCUACAAAUAGAAUAAAGAAAUUUCAUAGCCUGUAUCUAUCAUUUAGAUGCAUGGUCAAUGGGCUUUGCACACAAUGGGUUUGGAGCUGAGUGGGAACAAUGGAAAAACUACAUUAAAAAUGGUUGUAAAGUUUUGGGAGGUUUUUGUUUUGUUUUGGGUUUUUUUUUUUUUAUUUUUUACCAUCUUGUAAAAGUUUCUGAACUGAGUAAUAAAAACAGUUGGUGGAAAUUAUUCCCAUGUGUCACAUUUUUAGAGGGAUGCACACACAUUGAGAGGGGGAAAAAAAUCUUGUUCUGCUUCUUAAACAGCCCUUAAAAAAAACCCAUUGGUGUAAAGUUUUUGUGCUCUAAGCACCUGCCCAUUUUGUAGUUUAUAAAUGACAAAAGUCGGAUUUUGGUAGAAACAGGCUUUAUUGAUAUAAAAAUGAGACUUUGUAGUGUGUGUCAGCCAAGGAUAUCUAAGUUAUAUAACCACUAAGUCUUGAUCCUCCCAGCAAUGCUGGCCAGGCUAAUGCCUUUCUAUACUCCCUUUUUAUAGGGCUCAACUAAGGUUACAGCAAAUCAGUAGUAGAACCAUGUCUAUAUAGAACCUAUUACAGUGCUGUAUUCAUAAGUGUUAAGUAAGUUAAUAAUGAUCUGUCUUCCAUUUUCAGUUAAGUAUUUGAAACUGGGGGAGCAAUGAUUGUUACUAGAAUUUUAGGAAAGUAAGAAGGUUAAACUGGUGUAAGAGAAAUUGGGUAAAACUAUAACAUGAAGGUGUAAAAAAAAUGUUUUGAAGUUAUUAUGUUUCUGUUCUUUCUACCCUUUGAUCUUUCCUUUACUCCCAAGUAGAUGUUCAUUGAACACAAUGAUUUGAGGGGGAAAAGGUAGAAGUCAAAUUAUCUAUUACAUCAUUUAAUAGCUUCUGUAAAUGGGACACAUAAGAAAGGAGGUGAAACGAAGCCAAACUAUUCAAUUAUGUGUUAUGCCAUCCAUUAGCCUGGCUAACCAAGACUUUGGAUUCAUUCAUUCUAAGGUCUAGCAAAAUCUGAAGGAGUGAAAAUUUCAGGGAAAUAUGCCUGACAAUAAUCAGGGCCUGUGAGACUUCAGUUAUUACCCAACAACCUCCACUGUACCAAAAAAAUAAAACCAGCCUUGGCUAGAAAUCAACAAAGUAAUUUUUGUAUCCAAGGUUACUUCCCCACAAGCACUGAACAAAAGAAAUACAGUGACUUAAUAUUAAAGUUUGUGGCCUUUCCAAUAAAGGUUUAUAAAACGGUA